AUGGCAGCAGAAAGAGGAAACCGGCUCGCUACCACCCAAACAGGCGGAGGCAACAAAAGACAAAGCGCUGCUGCGGGUUGGCGGCUAUUCCCCUCGCCCAUGCUACCACCUACGUAUCCUCUUGCCGGGAUGCUUUUAGGGUCUACCUUUGACACCAGGCACUACGGAGGAAAGGAAGAGGAGACACCAGGCGUACGGGAGGAUGGAGAGGCUGCAAAGGAUCAAAUACAGAUUUCCUUGAGAGGACCCGGGGGCAUAAUAUCUUCCUGCCUGUCUUAA
This is a messenger RNA of Protopolystoma xenopodis, 279 nucleotides long. The record is from the annotation of a GenBank genome assembly. Lineage: Eukaryota; Metazoa; Platyhelminthes; Monogenea; Polystomatidea; Polystomatidae.